CUGGAACCAAAACGAAGCCAUCAGCCGCGAAAGAAACGGUGUGCUUGUUUGCGAAUUCCACAAAAGUUGCGCGAAUACAGGAUCCAAAAGCUCAAAAAAAUAUCGGCGGAAAUGAAACUCGGUGCGAAGGAGGAACCCACAAACAACCCGGCAGCGGAAGGUUCCGACGACGAUGAAGAAGAGGACAUGCAUGACACUUCUAGCAUCGGAAGCACUUGCACCGAUAACACCUCCAACGGAAGUGAGAGCCAUCCGAACAGGAAGAAACGCAGACGUCCGAAAAAGAAACCGCCGAAGGUACCCCGUCCGUUGUUCAAAUUUGCGUGUUACGUUAAAGAAGAUCACGCUCAACCGCUGUUCGGGUGUCAGUUCAAUCACAAUCUGAAAAAGGGCGAACUUCCGGUGUUUGCCGCCGUCGGAAGCAAUCGCGUUACCAUCUAUCAGUGUUUGGAGAAUGGCAAUCUCAAACUGUUGCAGUGCUAUUCCGAUCCGGAUGUUGACGAAAUAUUCUACACCUGUGCGUGGUCGCACGAGAGUGAAACCGGGCGCCCGAUUCUGGCCGCAGCUGGGCUGCGAGGAGUGAUUCGCGUUUUCAGUCCCGCUACGCUGAACACGGCCAAGCAUUACAUUGGCCACGGCCAUGCCAUCAACGAGGUAAAGUUCCACCCGAAGGAAUACUAUCUACUGCUGUCGGCCAGUAAGGACCACUCGUUGCGAUUGUGGAACACCAAGACCGACGUUUGCAUUGCGGUUUUUGGCGGGGUAGAAGGACAUCGGGAUGAAGUGCUAAGUGCGGACUUCGACAUCCUGGGCUCGCGGAUAAUGUCCUGUGGGAUGGACCAUUCGUUGAAGAUGUGGCGUCUGGACACGGACACCAUGAAGGACGCGAUUAGAGGUAGCUACACUUUCAAUGUUUCCAAAGCGGUUUAUCGGUUUCCGACGGUGAACGAGCAUUUUCCGGUUUUCUCGACGAGAGACAUCCAUCGGAAUUACGUCGAUUGCGUCAGAUGGAUGGGAGAUUACAUUCUGUCAAAGUCUUGCGAGAACACCAUCGUCUGCUGGAAGCCAGGUAAGAUUGAUGACGUGGAAAUCAAAAACAAUGAUACUACUACCACGGUUCUAAGUACGCUGGAGUACAAAGAAUGCGAUAUCUGGUUUAUUCGGUUUUCGCUGGAUUACUGGCAAAAGUAUCUGGCACUGGGCAACCAGAACGGUAGGACUUAUCUCUGGGAGCUAGACACGGACGAUCCCGUUCAUCCGCGGUGCACUCAGCUGUACCAUCCCAAGUGUACGACAGCUAUUCGGCAGACUUCGUUCUCGAGAAAUGGCGAUGUGCUGAUCUGUGUUUGUGACGAUGGAACCGUAUGGCGUUGGGACAGGACCUCGUAGAUCUCUGGACGUGGUAUAUGUGAGAGGGGGUAUUUUUACUAUUUUUCCCAUUCACCAAUGUGUGUGUAUUUAUUUUUUAAGAAUCGGUUAUUAAUACAAUUGUACAAUUAAAACGAA
This is a messenger RNA of Aedes albopictus (Asian tiger mosquito), 1506 nucleotides long. It is a transcript of the gene escl, whose product is annotated as polycomb protein eed-B. The coding region runs from base 112 to 1389 and encodes 425 amino acids. Gene Ontology annotation, biological process: negative regulation of transcription by RNA polymerase II; heterochromatin formation. Lineage: Eukaryota; Metazoa; Arthropoda; Insecta; Diptera; Culicidae. Gene Ontology annotation, molecular function: nucleosome binding; protein binding. The record is from RefSeq and is a predicted model, not a curated record. Gene Ontology annotation, cellular component: ESC/E(Z) complex. The transcript has 4 exons.